This is a messenger RNA of Cajanus cajan (pigeon pea), 1577 nucleotides long. RefSeq lists its product as uncharacterized. NCBI's taxonomy places the organism in Eukaryota, Viridiplantae, Streptophyta, Magnoliopsida, Fabales, Fabaceae. The record is from RefSeq and is a predicted model, not a curated record.
AUAAAGCAUGUUGUGUUCGUAGCUUGGAAGCGAUAACAAUAUUCUUCUUUUUCGCGAUAUAUUGUUUUUCUUUUUUACCAGUCAAAUAUAUAUUUUCUCUCUCUCUCUCUCUCUCUCUCUCAUCCUCUUCCACACCCCCACUCUGUCUCUUGUCUCAGUUGGUUAGCCGCUAUGCGCAAAAACCCUUUGGCUUUGGCUCCUUCCACUCCCACUCUGUUUUCAUCGUUCACAGCCACCUCCAUGUGCUCUUAGUCCUCUCAGGUUAUUCCUGGACAACCCAUAAAGUUUUGUUCCGUUGUUUUAGCUCUUAUAAUGAAGCCACAAACCAACGGGGUGUCGAGAGCUCAUAAUCAUAAGGCAAAUAAUAUCCAAGUUGAAGGGCCUAACUGGGUUAUUUUUGCUGCCGGUGCUUUGUUGAGUACCUUAUCCAUUCGUCUUGGUUACAAGUUGAAGCAGGCACUUGACUCGAAGCCGAAGCAGAAUGCAACAACUGUUCAGAAAGGAAAUGGAAAAUCCUCCAACACAAAGAACUCUGCAGACUGCUUUAUGCAGUCUAAUGGAUAUUCCCAAGCGCAAGAUAAUCACGGAUGCUUCAGUUGCAUUUCAGGAACUGGAGGUAACAUGGAGCUAAAGUGCCCACCAAAUGGCCAGAUGCAGAUGCUGAAUGAGUAUGAUGGGGCUCUCCCUUUGGUGACUGUUCCUGCUGCAGCUGCUGAAUUUAGCAAAGAAAAUGGUGUUGUCUGGGCAUGCUCUCCUGAUCAUCUUGAAUUGCCUUCUAAGCCAUUCCACCAUUCAAACUGCUCAGAUUCACCAUGCGUAUCAGAAUCUGGUUCUGAUAUUUUUAGUAAGCGGGAAGUCAUACAGAAACUGCGGCAACAGUUGAAGAGAAGAGAUGAUAUGAUACUAGAAAUGCAAGAUCAAAUGGCUGAAUUGCAAAAUUCACUCAAUUCUCAGAUGGGGCUUUCUUCUCAUUUGCAAUUGCAGCUUGAUGCUACAAACAGGGACUUAUUUGACUCUGAGAGAGAGAUCCAACGGCUAAGGAAAGCAAUUGCAGAUCACUGUGUUGGAUAUGUUCCCCAUGACAAAUCUUCCAAGGUCACAGCUUUGCCUCCUGAGAUAAGAAAUGGUGGCCUUUCAAAUGGGCAUCUUGAUGGGGACAAUAAUUCUGAACCUUCUGAAAAGCUAAGGGAUGAGGAAGAGAGAAUUGAAAUGCUGAAAAGGCAAGUAGGAGAGUUGAAAGAAGUAAUAGAAGGAAAAGAAUACUUGCUCCAGAGUUACAAGGAGCAAAAGGCGGAACUCUCUGUGAAGAUCAGGGAAUUGCAGCAUAGAUUGGAUUCUCAGCUGCCUAAUAUUUUGUAGAAGCUGUCAAGUUUGUGAAUACUUUGGUUUUUUACAUUUGACAAAUCUUCACUGUCUUACUCAUUCUUUAUUUUCUCUGUAAUUAGCUCAAUAUAUUUCGAGUUUGUGCAAUGUGUGCUACUAAGGAAAGAACGAGAGGGCUGCGUAUUAAAAAUGACAAGAUGAUGAAUGCAUAUUGGUCUUAGAAAUAGAAGGAAAAAAAAUUACUUUGUUCUUUA